Brienomyrus brachyistius is the source of this 1585-nucleotide messenger RNA. RefSeq lists its product as uncharacterized. The record is from RefSeq and is a predicted model, not a curated record. Bases 248 to 1216 code for a protein of 322 amino acids. NCBI's taxonomy places the organism in Eukaryota, Metazoa, Chordata, Actinopteri, Osteoglossiformes, Mormyridae. The transcript has 2 exons.
ACAGUUUCCAGCAACUGAAGCCAGGCAGUUUUCUCAAAGAACCAAAGAUAGCCAUGACCUUCAUGUACAAAACAUUCAGGAAAAUGACGCUUCCUCCAACCACUUUGGUGUUAAAACAAGUUGUGUCUUGCGUGACUCCCUGGAUUACUUUCAUCCAGUCACAGGCUUUCCUCCAGAUGUCCUGCAUGAUCUUCUAGAAGGCAUAGUUCCUGUGGAGAUUUCUCUCUGCAUUAAGACCUUGAUCCAGAUGAAGUACUUCACUUUAGAGUAUUUGAACCAAAAGAUUGCAUCAUUCCCAUAUCAACAUGCUGAUAAAGUGGAUAGGCCUCAACCAAUUCCCAAAACAUUUCUGUCUCGAGGAACGAUAGGAGGGAAUGGUCAUGAAAAUGCUACUCUGCUCCGACUGCUUCCAUUGCUUGUAGGCAGUGUUGUACCAGAAGGUAAUGGUGCAUGGACAGUUUUGAUGGAACUGAAAGAGGUAGUGCAGUUAGCAUUAUGCCCAUCAUUUUCUGAUGAAACCUUAGACUAUUUUCAGUCCAAAAUCAGCGAUCAUAAGCAAGUACUGCUGAAGACAUUCCCAGAGUUUAGCCUUCGUCCUAAGCAUCACUAUGUGGAGCAUUACCCCACCAUGAUCAAGUGCUAUGGGCCCCUGGUGCAUGUUUGGACAAUGCGAUUUGAGGCCAAACACCGUUUUUUUAAACGAGUGGUGCAUGACGCUCAAAACUUCAAAAAUAUUUUGAAGACAAUGGCAGUCAGACACCAACACAUGAUGGCAUACCAUCUUGCUGCCCCAUCAUUUUUCAAGCCAGAAACACAAGCAUCCAGGGUUGACUCUGUUCUGGUUUCAGCUCUACCAGAAGUAGCUCAGCUACACAUUAGAACACUAACAACUAGUGACACAAUAUACCAGACAUCAAAGGUUACCAUUGAUGGCACACACUAUGUCUGUGAAAUGUUUUUGUCUGUCGGAGACAGUGGUGGACUACCUAGGUUCUGCAGAGUAGAGCACAUCUACCUUGUCAAUAGCACUGUUUCAUUCCUUUGUUCUAAUUAUGAUUGCUGGUAUUUAGAACAUCUUGGAUCCUAUGAGCUGUCACCUUCCCAGACAAGUCUGUCAAUCCACCUGAAGUCUGAUCUCAACGAUUCAGUCCCGCUCUCUGCAUACGAGCAUAAUGGCAGAUCUAUCCCCACAACCCAUGGUCCUUCGUGUUGUUGAACCAGACCGGGCUAGAAAAUUAAAACUCUGUUCACGACCAGCCUCUAUUGAUGCACUGAUUGCUGUUAUAAAAGAACAGCUGGAAAUAGACCUUGACUUCAGUUUAAAAUAUGAAGACCCCGACUUUGAUGGAAAACUUACAUCCCUCUCUGACAUUGAUGAGUUGCCACAGAAAGCGGUUGUGCAUGUGUCUUUUGAGCAAGAUUCCAGCUCUGUUGCCUCAACAGAAACAAUCUCAAGUGUAUCAUCCUCAGAACGUGGGAGAAGAUGGCCUUCAGUUUUUUUUUCAAUUCCCACAUUUUCUUUGGAUGUUGAAUUGAAACUUCGGGAAGGUAAUACUGAAUUUGAGAAGAACAACAAGUAUCUUCA